Messenger RNA from Habropoda laboriosa, 2214 nucleotides. RefSeq names its product vesicle-fusing ATPase 1-like. The record is from RefSeq and is a predicted model, not a curated record. Bases 1 to 2214 code for a protein of 737 amino acids. Gene Ontology annotation, molecular function: ATP binding; ATP hydrolysis activity. Gene Ontology annotation, biological process: SNARE complex disassembly; Golgi to plasma membrane protein transport; intra-Golgi vesicle-mediated transport. Gene Ontology annotation, cellular component: Golgi stack. Lineage: Eukaryota; Metazoa; Arthropoda; Insecta; Hymenoptera; Apidae. The transcript has 8 exons.
AUGAUAAAUUUUAUUCUUUUACAGAAGAUGAAAGCAGUAAGAUGUCCUACUGAUGAACUCAGUAUUACAAAUUGUGCUAUAAUUAAUCCAGAUGACUUUCCAUAUGAUGUCAGCCAUAUUGAAGUUACCACUGCACCAAAUUAUCAUUUUGUAUUUACUAUAAAAAGACAUAAUGAAGUACUUUCGGGAACUGUGGGAUUUAGUUUACCUCAAAGAAAAUGGGCUACUCUUUCUCUUAAUCAAGAAAUUGAAGUUCAAGCUUAUCAUUUUAACCCUACUUCAAGUACAGAAUGUUUAUGCACAAUUGUGUUGGAAGCUGACUUUUUACAGAAGAAAUCGAUUACUUUGGAAGCAUAUAACACUGAUGAAAUGGCUAAAGAUUUUUUAUUACAAUUUUCGGGACAGGCAUUCACCGUGAGUCAGCAGUUGGUGUUUCAGUUUAAAGAUAAAAAAAUGCUUGGUCUUGUGGUUAAAAGUUUAGAAGCUGCUGAUCUUUCUGCUAUAAGUUCUGGACAAAAUACUGUACCCAAAAAGACUCAAAUGGGACGUUGCUUGGGUGAUACUGUGAUACAGUUUGAAAAAGCAGAAAAUUCAAGUUUAAAUCUUAUUGGUAAAGCAAAAGGGAAAGUUGUUCGUCAGUCCAUUAUCAAUCCAGACUGGGAUUUCCAGAAAAUGGGAAUUGGUGGACUGGAUAAAGAGUUUAGUGCUAUUUUUCGAAGAGCAUUUGCAUCACGAGUUUUUCCGCCAGAGAUUGUUACACAAUUGGGAUGUAAACAUGUAAAAGGAAUUUUACUUUAUGGUCCUCCUGGUACAGGCAAAACAUUAAUGGCACGACAAAUAGGCACUAUGUUAAAUGCUAGAGAACCUAAAAUCGUCAAUGGCCCUCAAAUUUUGGAUAAAUAUGUUGGGGAAAGUGAAGCUAAUAUUAGGAGAUUAUUUGCUGAUGCUGAAGACGAGGAGAAAAGGCUUGGGCCCAAUAGUGGAUUGCAUAUCAUUAUUUUUGACGAAAUUGAUGCUAUUUGUAAAUCUCGAGGUAGCGUUGCUGGAAAUACAGGAGUUCAUGAUACCGUUGUAAAUCAAUUACUUGCAAAAAUUGAUGGUGUAGAACAAUUAAAUAAUAUUCUUGUUAUUGGUAUGACUAAUAGAAGAGAUAUGAUUGAUGAAGCCUUAUUACGACCUGGUAGAUUGGAGCAUGGACGAUUUCAAAUCCUUAAUAUUCAUACAUUCAGAAUGAGAGAUUAUAAGAAAAUAUCACCUGAUGUUGAUUUGAAAGAAUUAGCUACACUAACUAAAAAUUUUAGUGGUGCUGAAUUGGAAGGUUUAGUUAGAGCUGCACAAAGUACAGCUAUGAAUAGGUUGAUCAAAGCUUCUAGUAAGGUAGAAGUAGAUCCAGCUGCGAUGGAAAAACUUAUGGUUUCCAAAGCUGAUUUUAUUCAUGCUUUAGAAAAUGAUGUUAAACCUGCAUUUGGUACAAGUGCAGAAGCAUUGGAUCAUCUUCUUAUACGUGGAAUCAUUAAUUGGGGUAAACCUGUGGUAGAAAUUCUAUCUGAUGGUAAUUUGUACAUUCAAGAAGCUCGUUCCACGGAAGGUUCAGGUCUUGUAUCAGUUCUGAUAGAAGGACCGCCAAAUAGUGGAAAGACAGCCCUUGCAGCUCAAAUAGCUAAAAAUUCUAACUUUCCAUUUGUCAAAGUAUGUACACCAGAAGAUAUGGUUGGUUUCACAGAAUCUGCAAAAUGUCUUUCAAUUCGAAAGAUAUUCGACGAUGCAUAUCGUUCACAACUUAGUUGCAUCUUAGUUGAUAAUAUUGAGCGUUUGUUAGAUUAUGGCCCAAUUGGACCAAGAUAUUCUAAUUUGACUUUGCAAGCAUUAUUAGUUUUACUAAAAAAGCAGCCACCGCGUGGUCGUAAAUUGUUAAUAGUCUGUACCUCGAGUCGCAGGCAAGUUUUGAAUGAUAUGGAAAUGUUAUCAGCAUUUAGUACAACUCUUCAUGUACCUAAUUUAUCAACUCCUGACCAUCUUAUGAGUGUUCUAGAGGAAGUAGAUCUUUUUAAUAAAGAAGAAUUGACAAGAUUACAUGGCAAAUUUCAGGGAAAACGAAUAUUUAUUGGUAUAAAGAAAUUGCUGUGCUUGAUAGACAUGGUACGUCAAGUGGAACAAAGUUACAGAAUUCCGAAAUUCCUUUCGAAAUUAGAAGAGGAAGGUGCACUAGAGUAA